UCGCUUGAGUAACGUGAACGCACGAGACAAGAAGGAGGCCAUUGGUGAAACAGUGUAUUGUGUCAUUUUGCAUUAUUUGUCUUCUUGGUAAUUGUAGGACAUUUUCACUUAUUUGAAUUGUGUAAAACAUUGUUAUAACUUCUAUAGAUAACCAAGAAGUGUGAUAAGUUACUUUUGAAAUUAUUCAAGUACAACCAUGUCGUGAAAUUGGAAACGUAACUUGUCUUGUCGGGCGCGUCCAUCCUGAUUUUGUUCUGUGGUGAAAAGGACUGAAAAACAUUUACAAAGCAGAUUGUAUUUUGUACUUAACGUAUUAAGUUGCUUAUGUCAUGAUUGAGUACAUCAUGUGUGUGUGUUUGAUGCUAAUUUUUGAGACAAAAUCCUAAAGCAGAGCAAGAGCUUGUAAACAGGACACAGACAAAAUGGCGCACAUGUGUUGAACAAUGAACUCAUGGUCGUGAAAUUGGACGAGUUUGGUUUCUUCAAGUUUGUUUGAAUUAGUGAGGUUGUGCAAAGAUGUCAACUGUGCACUACAAGUUCAAGAGCAGUCUUGAGUACCAGUCUGUAACCUUUGAUGGCAUCCAUAUAUCACUUGGUGACCUGAAAAGGGGGAUCAGUCAUCAGAAGAGAUUGAAACCUGGAGAGUACAACUUGGUGAUCACCAAUGCCCAGACGAGAGAAGUUUACAAGAAUGAUGAUGAACUCAUACCAAAGAACUCAUCAGUGAUAGUGUCCAGGAUUCCUGUUGCUGCAACUACAACCACUAACAGUACCAGUAAAGCAUGGGAGCAGUUCAAGCAGGAUUGUGCCAAAGCAAUCCAGAAGGAGAAGGCGAAAGAGAUGAUGUCAUUAGAUCAGCUCAGAAAUACAGCAGAUCUUGUCAAUGCUCGAGCCACGGAAAUGGACAAAAUAAAAGCAGCUAUAAAUCAGUCUACCAGAGAUUUUGAUCCAUCCAACUAUGCCAAGUCGAAGCUGCCGACUGGCACCCCACCCAACACUUACACCUGUUACAAGUGUGGCAAACCAGGCCACUUCAUCCAUGCAUGUCCUCUCAAAGAUUCUGAAACACCUGGCGUGAUAGAACCCCGGUUUAAGAGAAGUACAGGCAUUCCCAACAGCUUCCUGACCCUGACGGACGACCCCACACAGCCAGGAGCGCUGCUAACCCACACAGGCCACUUUGCUGUCCCUACACUUGAUGCAACGGCGUACAAGAUUGGGAAGAAGGAGCGACCCCCGUUCCUGCCUGAGCCGAAGAAGGAGAUUGUGGAGCCCCAGCAGCCUCGGAUACCCCCAGCCCUGCAGUGUCCACUCUGUAAGGAGCUGCUGAGAGAUGCUGUAGUCACCCCAUGCUGCGGAAACAGUUUCUGUGACGAAUGUAUAAGAAAUGGACUGCUUGAGACAGAUGAUCAUGAAUGCCCUGUGUGCCACGAAACGGAUGUGUCGCCAAGUCAACUCAUUCCAAACAAAUUCCAUCGUGAUGCCGUCAGCAGGUUUGUCAAUGACAGCAGCCACAACCAAGUGAAGCCCGAAAGGCAUCCCCCUUCACAUCAUGUCCAGGCUCCGAGACAUCCACCGAUUGGUCCACCUCAUAUAAUGACAGGGCCACCACCGAUUGGACCACCUCGCAUAAAAACUGGACCUCCUCGACCAAUAGGACCGCCGCACAUACAGACUGGGCCUCCACCACCAAUAGGUCCACCACACAUACAGACUGGGCCUCCACCAAUACGCAACAUUCAUACCCCACUAAUGCCUGUAUCCAGGACUGCAACCCCUGCAUCGAAUGUUGCCCCAGUACCACAAGUGCCACCACCCCAGACCACAGUGCCUCCACCAACACAACCGCCGCCUGCCAUGGUGCCAGUGGAGCCACGCCCACCACCACAGGUGUCAAUUGUCAAGUCAGAGCCACCUGACAGCACUGCAAGUGGGAGUCUGUCACCUGGUGAGCAUCCAUCUACUCCUACCAGAGAUGAGAAUUCCCAGUCUGCUGCUUCUGAUGAAGAGCCCCGGGGUAUGGCUGUGCAGGUGGUUGGAACCAGAAUUGGCAACUCCAUACAACUUACAGGACCAGAUACCAGCAAUGAAUUUGAUCAUGGUCCCAAUCACAGGAGAGGCAGGCACUUUGAUGGAAGAGACGACAGGGACAGGAAAUACAGCCGACAUCAUGACAGACCAGACCACUAUUCAAGAAAGGACAACUUCCAAAGAGGCAACUUUGAUCACCCCCCUCCCAGGGAUCCAACAGCUGGCCCUCCAGGUCCCCCUCCCCACAUCCCACAAGUGAAGAAUGAACCCACUCCCUACCCACCUUUCCCUGGCCCCCCUCCCUCUAUGGCUGUCCCUCCACCAGGAUUUGGGCUGCCACCAAGGAUUCCUCCAACAGGACCCCCACCAGCCCCCAUCCCAGUCCUGGGCCCCUCAUCGGGGGGGUUCCCCCCUAGUGUUUACCCCUCGGGUAUGCCCCCAAGCUUCCCCCCUCCAUUCAAGCCCCUGUCUGAGGCGGAGUUCUACAAGGAGAAGGCCAGACUACUGCAGCAGAGUCUGCCUGUGCCUGCCCCCAGACCUCGCCGUGACAUGAUGGAUGACUUUACCCAGGAGCUGCUAGCUUACAGCAAAGAUCAGAGGAGAAGGAAAGUUAGCCGGUCAAAGUCCAGAACAAAAUCCAAAUCAAGGUCACGUUCCAGAUCUAGAAGUAUUCCAAGAAACGUCAGAAGAUCUCACUCAAGGUCCCGGUCAAAGUCUUGGGUUCGGUCCCGGACUAGAUCCAGGUCACGAUCGAGGUCCAGAAAUAGAAAAUUGUCCCGGUCAAGAUCAAGAUCGCCAAGACGAUCAAGAUCUAGACUUAGAUCAAGGACUAGGUCUCGGACCAGAAGUCCUCGGAGGUCUCGGUCUCGAUCUCGGUCUCCACGCUUGCGAUCUCGAUCAAGAUCGCCUCGACCAAGGACUAGAUCGAGAACCAGGAGUCCAAGAUAUACAAGAUCAAGGUCAAGGUCCCGUUCUCGCCCAAGGUACAGAUCAUAUUCAAGGUCCAGAUCUCGAUCAUACUCACGCUCUCCUAGGUAUUCAAGAUCUCGUUCAAGGAGUCCGUAUAGACGUCGCUCUCCAUAUUAUCGCAGAUCUCGAUCAACAUCACGUCCAAGAUCACCCGUGAGGACUUCACCAAGAAGACUGCCCCCGGGACGUGAUCGCUGGUCCCCGCCUCCAUUCCGCAACUACAGACAGCCUGAGGCUCCCCCUCCACCUCCAGGAGAGACUGGACCUCCGCCACUGAUGGGACUUCCUAUGAGGCGAUUCUCCCCACCACCAGACAGAUAUGGAUACAACCCUUAUCCUGAUCGAGGAAUGCCACCGGAUCCAUAUUUUAAUAACUUUGAACCACGACCAUACGAUGACCAAUAUAAUGAAUUCUUCAGGUUUGGGAUGGGUCCACCUCCAGGAGGUGUGCCAAAUUACGAGGGCGUCGGCUUCAUGGGUAACAUGACUCGUGACCCACGGGCCAAGUCUCCACGCAGGAGGGGUAGAAGUCCAGCCAGGGGGGGUAGGGGCAGACGCAACCCCAGAAACCCUGAUUUCAGGAGAGACAGGAAUCCAGACUUUGGAAAUCAAGAGUUUGAAAAUCAGGAUCAACUCGAUUUCAGGAAAGGUAGUCGUUCCCAUGAAUUUAAUAAACGAGAUGAAAAUUCUCAGGAGGGUAAGUCGACUGAUAAGCGUCGAGAUGCAAACCGAAAACUGAAAGACAAAGGAAAGAGGGAUGAGAAGAAGGACAAGAAGGAUGGAAGAGAUACUAAUAAAGAUAAUAAGGAGAAUGCAGAUGGUAAGGCGAAGAGAGAUAGUGUCAGGAGAGAGAAGGAGUCUGGUCAGAAACCAGCUGAUGAUAGAAUUAAGAAGAUGAAAAAAAAAUCUGGAAAAGAUGGAUCCGACAGUGAUUCGACAGUAGCUGGGCAAAAUAGUACCAAAAAAAGUAAUCUUAUUGAAAUCAAAAUUGAAGCCUCUAUUCCUGAGGAGCCUAAAAAAUCAAGCAGUAGAGAGAGUAGUAAGAGUCGGAAAGACGCAGUACCCAAGAAAUCGGAGAAGAACGUCAAGUCUGACAAUGAGAAAUCAGUGGGUAAGAAAGUAGAUAGUUCAAAGACCAAGGUGGUGAAAAAGGUAGAGAGACCAGGCUCAGUAAAAGAGAAAUCUGAACCUGAGAAACCAAGGAAAAUGAAAACAGAGAAGGCUGGAACUGACAAUGGAAAUCAGUCAGACAAUAUGCCAGGUAAAUUAAGGGUUAAAACCAAGAAAAAGAAAGUGCCAAAGCCAUCAUCGGGGCCCGAGUCAGAAGGAAAUGGCAAAUCUGAUGGAUCAACAGAAAAAACAAUGAAGAAGAAAAGAAUGACGCCAGACAUCCCGGAGGACAUACCAGAGGAGGACAUUGACAGUCCGGCUAAACGGGUGAAAUUGGAAGCAGAUGUGAAGGAUUCUUGGAGUGAUCAGCAGGUCUUGACCCAAGGGAAGUCAGGCCGGGAUGAGGAGACGGUGCCUGUUGUGGAGCUGUCCAAGUGGGAGCGGGAUGACUAUGAGGAGGACUCGGCUAGUCCAGCCAGGAAAGUCAAGCGAGGCAAUGAAAAGAAACCGCUACCAAAAUCAAUCAUCGAGAGUGCUGAGAAAGUUCUGUCCCAGAAACCGAUGCGACCAACUUCUGUUGCCUCGGCUGUGUCAGCACCAGUUGCUACGAAACCCCAUCGGCGUGUGUAUCUGGAGGAUGAACCAAAGGCAGCUGACGAUGAUGACCGUAGAGUCAUGAAUAAACAAAAAUCAAUAGAAAUCACAAUUUCUCAGGCAGAGAGGGGUGAGAAGGGAGAUGGGAGAACCAAGUCUGACCGAAGGGAUCGGGAGGAACGCAGGGUGGAUAGGAAGUCUAGUGUUAGCAAACUGCGAGCAGAUGAUGAGAGGAAGGGUUCUAGAAAUAGUUCAACUGGCAGUAUUAAGGACAGGCUUGGGAAGCGGGAAGGUACUCAUUAUGAUAAGGGAAGUGGGGAUAGAGAUCGUCGUCAGUUGGAGAGGACCGAGAGUAGAGAGGAAGAUGUGGGGAGGGGAGGGAAGGGAACCAGGGAGGUGAUACGCAGAGACAGUCGGGACUCCAGGGGGCAUGGUGCUAGUCAGGAGAGGUCGGAGUAUAGGACAAAAGAUGGUGGACAAGAUUCUCAGAAAGAUGGAAAAUCUGAGAAGGGCGGCAAACUUGUUGAUCGUAAAGAAUCUAUGAUUGACGAAGCAACAUUUGAACCAGAUUACGACGAAGCCGACACUGAUUCUGAUAAUGCAUCCUCAGCAGAUGAUCAGAGGAAGAAUGCAGAUGACAGUGGGAAUGACUCCUCCGAUGACGAGGACGAUGACAGCAGCCCAACAAAGAAGAAGAAUAAGGAUGGAGAAGAUAAAAAGCAUAAGAAAAGCAAACAUAAGAAACACAAGCACAAACAUAAGCAUAAGCAUAAGAAAAGGAAACACAAGAAACAUAAGGAAGGGAAAGAGAAGGAAAAAUAAACAUUACAAUAUCUAGGUGAUCUGAAAAUCUUGAAUUGUUGACAUAAUAUGAAGUUGAUAGUGGGUGUCACCGUAGUAUUGACCAAAAAAAAGUUCUUUAAAAACGUGGGUGAAGUUGUGAUAAAUAGUGAGGAGUUUUAUUGGAUGAUGGGAUGAAUUGAGUACAACUUUCUGUUUGAUAUGUGCAAUUCAUUGAAGCGUUAGUAAAAUAUUUGUUUACAAAUGGGGCAUUUUCAGGUAGAUUAUUAUUUUUUUUGUUCAAAUCUGGUGUAUGCAUUGAUUUUAUAAACUGCAUCAAUUUAAAGUAUUUCAAUCACAUGUGAAAGUUUUGAAGUGUGAAAUUUCAAAUACUGAAUUUUUGUACACUUAAGUGCUUUGUUUCAUUCUUGAAAUUUGAAACCAAUCAAUGAUUCUGCAGAAAUUUAAAAAAAAUGGAUUGGUGUGUUAAAAGUAUGUGAAGGCUUCACAUGUAGAAUCACAUAUUUUACUAUAACAUACACAGUUAAUUAGUUUCAUUAUUCACAUACUUAUCCAGGGAUAUACAUUCUUCUAAACACUACUAAGAUGAAUGAUUCUAUUUGGGCAAAAGAAACCAAAUGAAUUUGUUUACAUAUCUGUGAAGAAGUUAAAUGUUUUGGGUUUUGUCUUCUAUUUUGCAUUCAAUGAUUGGCAUACUGUGACAUUGUUACCUGUGUCCUAUUAAGGCUAGGUUUAUUUGGCCAGUUCUUAUUUAGAAGACUGAAAUGUUUUGUCAACAAAAAAAGUCAAUUUAUUUCAUUUAAUAUGACAGGUUCACACCUAAUUCUAAUGAGCAGUUCAUGGUCAGAGAAUGAUUUGAAAUGCUUCUUUCUAGUAUUAAUUUUGGUGCAUUUUCUCAUUGAAGCAUAUAUUUAUUUGUAUUGAGAAGUUUGUUUGCUUAUGUUUUGUACAGAGAGUAUUACUUUCAAAUAGAACAUGUAUAUUUUGUAAAUAUUUGAGAGGCAAAUCGUGUUCAGAAAGAUGUGUAAAUAUCUGAGUGUGAGAUAUGCUUGGAUUGUAUGGAACUCCAGAGAGGAUAAUAAAAGAGAUGAUCUUUUAA
Haliotis rufescens (red abalone) is the source of this 6604-nucleotide messenger RNA. RefSeq names its product E3 ubiquitin-protein ligase RBBP6-like. Gene Ontology annotation, cellular component: nucleus. Gene Ontology annotation, molecular function: zinc ion binding; nucleic acid binding; ubiquitin protein ligase activity. Gene Ontology annotation, biological process: protein ubiquitination; ubiquitin-dependent protein catabolic process; mRNA processing. The coding region runs from base 517 to 5526 and encodes 1669 amino acids. The transcript has 18 exons. The record is from RefSeq and is a predicted model, not a curated record. NCBI's taxonomy places the organism in Eukaryota, Metazoa, Mollusca, Gastropoda, Lepetellida, Haliotidae.